Messenger RNA from Bufo gargarizans (Asiatic toad), 4570 nucleotides. RefSeq names its product LIM domain and actin binding 1 (gene LIMA1). The coding region runs from base 145 to 2310 and encodes 721 amino acids. Gene Ontology annotation, molecular function: actin filament binding. The transcript is spliced from 11 exons. The record is from RefSeq and is a predicted model, not a curated record. NCBI's taxonomy places the organism in Eukaryota, Metazoa, Chordata, Amphibia, Anura, Bufonidae. Gene Ontology annotation, cellular component: actin cytoskeleton; plasma membrane. Gene Ontology annotation, biological process: actin filament bundle assembly.
GGCGGGCAGUGCAGGUGCUGAGCUGUGCGGGGUUGUGGCAGGUGCGGGGUUGAUUGCGAUAGUCUAUCACACAGCCCGGGAGCGGUGACUACAAGCCAGCGGGACUGAGGCAGAGUGCGGUGAGCCGGCUGACAGAGGUUUAAGAUGAACACUUCUGGGUUUAAAAGGGGUCAGUGGGCCUCCCAGUCCCUCCGAGUAACGGCCAGAGAGCUGUCUCUCGUGAAGCCGAAGAAUGCGGCCAUAAUGGAACGUUUCUCCAAAUAUCAAAAAGCAGCUGAAGAAGCCAGCCAGGAUAAGAAGAGAACUAACACAGAAACUCUUCCGUCCUCUUUUAAUCGAGGGUCCCUGAGCGUGUUAAGGAAGAAGUGGGAGAUCCCUGGUCCGGUCGCUCGGACAGAAAUUAAGCACAGUAGCAGCUUUGUCAUACGGCAUAGAGUCAGCAGCCCCAAGACUGAAACUACCCCUGCCGACCAUUCUGAGGUCGAAAGCCCCAAGAUCCGCGCUCAAGUGCAGGAACAAAGCCGCUUCCGCUAUCCCAGUGCCUCAGAACUUCGUUCUUCCUCCACUGAGGUUGAGAGCAUGGAACAAGAUUUGGAGACUUCAAAGUUGGACAACCCUGAACCAUCUCCUAAGAUAGAGAAGUUCAAUGUCCCUUUAAACAGCCUGAAGAUGAUGUUUGAGAAAGGUGAAGCUGCCGUCCAUAAGCAUCCUCAGCGUGAACCAGGGAAAAUAAAUAUUGGGAGGUUGAAUGCAGAAAACCACAUGACAAAUGAAGACUCUGAUGCCUUCUUGGAGAAAAGUACUUCCAUCGGUUCUCCUGAUAGCAGUCCCAGUAAGCUCACCUCUCAGAAAAGUUUUGAAAUAUCUCAUGUCCUGGAAACCUCCUCUCUUAAGGAUAGAAUGGCUAAAUACCAAGCGGCUCUGAGCAAACAGGCCAAGCCGGCCUCUCCUACGAAUGACAUGAAAGCCAUUUGGAACGACAUGAAGUCUGAGCAAAAAGAAAACGUUCCUCCCAGUCCAGCACGCUCCAGCUCCUCCAUUGAGGGCGAAAAGAGAUCACUCAGUGAAAACAGUCCUUCUACACCCCGGAGCCUGGCAGAUAGUAAUGGAAAGUCUGAGGAUGAAGUUCAGAGACCCAGCAGUUCUCCAGGUUAUAACCCACAAGCAAGAGCCCUAAACCAGCUGGAAACAACUCCUCCCAAAAUUACUAAGAAGUUUCAGCCACCGCCAAGAGAGAUCUGCUUUGGGUGUCAGAAGACUGUUUACCCGAUGGAACGUCUCUUUGCCAACGAGCAAGUGUAUCACAACAGCUGCUUCCGCUGUCAUCACUGCUCCACAAAGCUCAGUCUGGGGAACUAUGCCUCACUGCACGGGAAUGCAUAUUGCAAGCCUCACUUCAACCAGCUCUUUAAGUCCAAAGGGAACUACGAUGAGGGUUUUGGACAUAAACCACACAAAGAACUGUGGGAGAGCAAGAAAGAUGCCAAUGAGAAUAAUGAGCAACAAGGUAAUACCACUGAAGACCCUGGCAGUCCUGUUGUAGAAGAGGCACCAAUUGCUAAAGUUGGUGUCCUGGCUGCAUCCAUGGAAGCCAAGUCAGCGAGUAAUGCACAUGAACGAGAAAAACAAGUUGAAACCAAAAAGCUGAGAAUUGCUUGGCCACCUCCAAUGGAAUCAUCAGGCUUAGGUGGUACUUUGGAGGAGAACAUAAAAGUGUUCAAACCAAAAUGGCCACCAAGCGAAGAGUUUAUAAAAACAGGAAAUCCGGAAGAUACUGACCUUAAGAAGCUUAGGAGAAGUUCCUCUCUCAAAGAGCGCAGCCGUCCAUUCAUGCUAAGUAUAGCAAAACCAACUGUCACCAAAAACCAGAAAGAAUCAGAAAGUUCAUCUGAGUUGUCGCCAGUAUUACGAAAGCCUGAAUCCCUGCAACUUGGGGAUGAUUUGGAAAGAGAACAUGGCAAUAAACCAGAAGAUGAUGGGGCCAAAGCUGACCUGGAUGAGGAUGAACCUUUUCACAUAACCACUAAAGCCAAGGAUGAAACUCCUUCAAACCCUGAAGACGAGAGCUUCUUAGAAAAUGGGGACCAUUCUGAAUUGGAUGUUUCCAACCAGCAACUCUCCCCUGAGGAAUCUACCCAUUCGAAAAACUCAAGCACAGAAGAUCUAGUAGUGUCCAAGGAGCUUUCUCCAACUUUGAAUCGAAAAUCUCAAGACAACUGUUACUUUGAAGAAGAUGUGGAAGAACUGAGUGUAGAAGAACGGAUCAAAAGAAAUCGUUACUAUGACGAUGAUGACGAAGAUGAUUAUUAGUAAAUUUUGUGAAAGUUUUGUUGUACAUGGCUCGGCCUUAAUGCCCUAGGUAAUACUGAUUUAAUUUUGUAUCUAGUGUAAAGUCCCAUUUUAAAACUUUUGUCCCCCCCUGCCCCCAUGUUUAAGUUAGUAAUAUUUAAUGUUUUCAAGAAUUUAAACUUGUAGGGAUGUGAUUGCUUUAGAACAAGAUCCCCAUAAUUUUUUCUCCAGGAAAUUUAUUGUCUUGCCUCUAGGAGAUCAUCAUACAAGCUUUCAGAGUCAUGGGGAUGUAUAGCACUUUGUAGUACAAUUAAAGCGUCUGUAUCAAGAAAUCGGCCUUCAUUCUGCCAACAGCAAAUGCAUGAUGUUUAGUUAUCAAAAGCUUGCUUUUAAUAUUCUGUGGACAGCUGUUCCUCAGACUCCCCAAUACACACACCUGUUAGGUUUUGCCAGGUGUAUAUGUGCUUUGAAUGGUGAGAGACUCUGCCAGGCAUCUCUAGUGGGGGGAUUAUCAAUGAAACUCAAGUUUCCCGCCCCUUCUUUGCCUUAACAUCUUCGGUCAGAGAGUUAUGAGGCCCCUAUAUAACUUAUUGAACUGGCCACACCAAAAUCUGAGCUUUAUGGCUGAUGGCCCUCCUAUGCGCUGAAAAUAAUCAUUCUCAGCCAACAGUAUGUGUAUAGGAAGCUCCCAACAAUGUCAGGAGAGAAAGAUGGGGCACAGAUAUUAAGUUGCCACCAGAAGUGUCUGGCUUUCUUCUCUAUACCCAUUGACCAUCACAUACACGUUUGUUUAAACCGGACAUGUAUACAGGAGUCGGGAUAGAUGGCUGUCAGCCGAAUGAGCAUUUGACUGACAGCCAUUGGAAGGUUGGUGGCAUCUUGAGCCUUCACCUGCUUCCUCUUCCUACAGGGGUGGUGUGGAUGAAAGCAAUUUUUUGGGCAAAGUUCUUGCAGAAUGUUAGUGUUUUGUUUUUUUUUUGUUUGUUUUUUAUGUCAUAAUCUGGAAAUAUUUUAUAGUAGAGAAUCCUCAAUCUUCAAAGUGUAAGGCAGUUGUCAUGUGUGGUUUGUAAACUGCAUAAUAUUUUAUGGUCAACUUUGACGCAACUCUUCUCAAAAUCCUGUUUUGCACAGAUCUGUACAACGGUAAAGCAUUCCUUCUCUAUGCACUGUUCUUAUUUUGUAUUGUAGCAUUUUAAAUUUGCUUGGCUCGUCUUACCUGGCGUGGUAGGGGGUUGUAAGGAAAACUGACCCUAUUGUUUUGCACAGCUGGAACUUUGUAAACCGUGUUAUUUUAACUGUCCAGGCGCUUUGUUCAGAUGUGGGAAUUUUUACAUAAGUUCUGCAGUAUAUACUUUGUAUAAAGGCAAUAUCUUUUAUCUCUCCAUUGUAGGCGCUUUUUGGGAAUACACUAGUAUUUCAGGUGCGAUGUGUAGUUUUAAUUCUCAUGAAAACUUUAUCAUUUUAGAAGUAGUGAACUGGAAGAAAAACGACCAAAGUCUUGAUGCAUGUGGAGCCUUCAGUUAUGGUUGGCCUAGUCCACCCUUCAACCCUCUGUGGGUCAUAAAGUGCAAUGUGCCGCUUCUUUUAUUACACUUUUACUAUAAAGUAAUGGCAAAUAGGUUUAACAUGUGCAUAAAUCGUAGCACAGUGGAAAUGUCUUGAGCUGAACCAGUAAUUAUGAGGAUGCCCUCUGCUCAUUCACCUGACCAUUCUGGUCUUGUGGCCAGAGUCCUCAUGAAUGUUUCAUUGCUAAAAGAUAGCUGCCUCCAUUGUGUUUAGAUAAUCCAGUGGGACCAAGUUUUGUAUUACAUUUUGCACUGGAAGUAAAUGUCUCAACUAUGCAAUAUACCGAGUACUUGUACAUUCCUGGUUUGCCACUGAUGAAUGUAUCUGCUGCUUCAUUGGGGUCAUAUGAGACCUGGACAUGGAGACUUAAGAGUUAUCAUUUGUGGUUUAAUUUCUGUAGUUCUGGCAGCACAAGUGUGAAAUCCAUCAUAGUCUCUCUACAAGGUGUGACCUGAGAGAAAGUGGUAUAACGUCAUAAUAAACACUACAUCAUAGUAGGCUACAGUAUGGAAGAUUUUCAUUUUAGAGGGCAGUGUAUGUGAUUUUUCUUAUGUCUGUUUUUACCCUAUCCCUGAAGAUUAAAAUAAGGAUUUUUUUUUUAUACAAGUGCGUCUUGCUGAAUGAGUUGAUAAGUUGGUACUUCAUUUUUUAAGAAAAAGUUGUAAUAUAUUUUCUUCCCAACCAAUCUGACAAUAAAGAGAUUUUUAUUCAAGAA